GUCAACACCAAAGGUAACACGCUGUUUACUGUAACCUGUAAGUUUAGAAAGACUUGAAGUAAUAAUACAUCUAUAAAUAACAUUCAUCAUGGCAAGUGAGGAAGGAGAAAGUGGAUUUGAACUGAUGAAUGUACCUGAAAACAGUGAGGAGUCUUCCCAAAUCAAAAAAGAAGACAAAGAAGCUGAAGCAGGAACAUCGUCAUCAUCAGCAUUAGAAUCUGGAGAACCUGUUGGUUUAUUCAAAACAGAUGAUGAUGAUGAUUUAGAUGAAUCAUUAGGAGAAAGGCUUUGGGGACUGACUGAAAUGUUUCCAGAGUCACUAAGAUCUACAGUAUGGUCUAUGAUGGCUGGAACAGUGGGUAGUGUCAAGUGGUUUUAUGGCUUUAGCCGGUCAGCCUUUUGGAUUUUCUUUUCUUCUUCAGCAAUCUUGAUAGCUCCUGUCAUAUUUGAGAUUGAAAGAAUGCAGAUGGAAGAGAUGCAGAAACAGCAACAGAGACAGAUUCUAUUAGGUCCAAGUGCAGCAGUAUCUUCAAGCAGUGGAAUGGGGAUGAUGAUGCCUGGACCACCACCACCACAGCAACAGCCUAGUCAGCAUUAGAUAAAGAAAUUGUCUUGUUUAAAGAGUUCAUGCUUCUUUUAUAAUAACAAGAUUUUAAACAUAAGAGAUAUUGAGCAUUCUGAAAUACAGAAAUAAAUUUUGGAUUACAAACCAACACCUAGAAUAUCUCAUUUUAACAAUACUAUUGUAAUACAAUGAUACAUAGAAAACAGUAGUGUACAUAGGUGUGUUUUUACUCAUUAAUAAAUGCCCUGAUUUUCCUUAUAUAUAUAUA
Molecule: messenger RNA, 833 nt
Organism: Limulus polyphemus (Atlantic horseshoe crab)
Lineage: Eukaryota; Metazoa; Arthropoda; Merostomata; Xiphosura; Limulidae
Product: mitochondrial import receptor subunit TOM22 homolog
Exons: 4
Coding region: 89-598 (169 amino acids)
Biological process (GO): intracellular protein transport
Cellular component (GO): mitochondrial outer membrane
Source: RefSeq, a predicted model, not a curated record